Zychaea mexicana is the source of this 2882-nucleotide messenger RNA. RefSeq names its product phosphoribosylglycinamide synthetase. Gene Ontology annotation, cellular component: cytosol. Bases 75 to 2447 code for a protein of 790 amino acids. NCBI's taxonomy places the organism in Eukaryota, Fungi, Mucoromycota, Mucoromycetes, Mucorales, Lichtheimiaceae. The transcript is spliced from 7 exons. The record is from RefSeq and is a predicted model, not a curated record. Gene Ontology annotation, biological process: adenine biosynthetic process; 'de novo' IMP biosynthetic process. Gene Ontology annotation, molecular function: ATP binding; phosphoribosylamine-glycine ligase activity; phosphoribosylformylglycinamidine cyclo-ligase activity.
GCGCAUUUCAUCAGUCCAGUCACCUUUCUUCUCCACACACACACACACACACAACACAACCCCCUUUUUUUGCAAUGGCUUCCGAAAAGCUCACCAUUUUGCUGGUUGGUUCUGGUGGUCGCGAACACGCUAUUGCUUGGCGUCUUGCCCAGUCUGAGCGUGUCGAGCAUAUCUAUGUGGCUCCCGGUAACGGCGGCACUGCCAUUGGCGAAAAGGUCACCAAUGUCAACAUUGGUGUCAGCGAUUUCCCAAAGUUGACCGAGUUCGCUCAACAGAAGAACGUUAACCUUGUUAUCCCCGGUCCUGAGCAACCUAGCGUUGAUGGUAUUCAAGCUGUCUUCAAGAAGAUUGGUGUCCCUUGCUUUGGACCUUCACCCAAGGCAGCCAUGAUGGAAGGCUCCAAGACUUUCUCCAAAGACUUUAUGAAAAAGCACAAUAUCCCCACAGCCGCAUACGAAAACUUCACCGACUACGAAAAGGCAAAGGCCUACAUUGAGUCUGUCGACCACAAUGUUGUAUUGAAAGCAUCGGGUUUGGCUGCUGGCAAGGGUGUCUUGAUCCCCACAACCAAACAAGAAGCGCUGGAUGGAUUGAAGAGUAUCAUGGUGGACAAGGAGUUUGGCGAGGCCGGCGACGAGGUUGUCGUUGAAGAGUUUUUGGAAGGCCAAGAGCUGUCUGUGUUGGCUUUUUCGGAUGGAUAUACCGUGAUUCCUUUACCUCCUGCUCAGGAUCACAAGCGUGCAUAUGAUGGUGACGAAGGACCCAACACCGGUGGUAUGGGCUGUUAUGCACCUACGCCCAUUGGUACUCCCGAAUUGAUUGAGCAGGUCAAACGUACCAUUCUUCAGCCUACGAUCGAUGGCAUGCGUCGCGAUGGGUUCCCGUUCAUCGGUAUGCUUUUCACUGGCUUGAUGUUGACAGCGUCGGGCCCCAAGGUCUUGGAAUACAAUGUCCGUUUCGGUGAUCCCGAGACUGAAGUUGUCCUGCCCUUGUUGAGCGACGAUUGUGAUUUGGCCGAAAUCAUGCUGGCUUGUGCUGAAGGACGCUUGGAUGCUGUUAGCAUCACCACCAAGCAGGCCUAUGGUGCUACUGUCAUCAUUGCCUCGGGCGGCUACCCAGGAAGUUACCCCAAGAACAAGGAAAUCACCAUCAAGGAGCUCCCUGCCGAUGUCUCUGUGUUCCAUGCCGGCACCAAGUUGGAGGACGGCAAGCUUUUGACGUCCGGUGGCCGUGUAUUGGCUGUCUCUGCCGUCGCCUCGACUUUACGUGAAGCUGUUGACAAGGCCUAUGCCGGUGUCAAGUGCAUCGAAUUCGAAGGCAUGUACUACCGCAAAGAUAUCGCCCACAGAGCAUUCAAGUAUGCUGAUGAACAACAACAACAAACCGGUCUUUCCUACGCCGCUGCUGGUGUCGAUAUCGACGCUGGUAACCUCCUCGUCGAAAAAAUCAAGCCCCUUGUCAAAUCAACCAAACGUAUUGGCGCUGACUCUGACAUUGGUGGUUUCGGUGGUCUCUUUGAUUUGAAGGCUGCCGGUUUCGUUGAUCCCAUUCUAGUCUCUGCCACCGAUGGUAUCGGUACCAAGCUCAAGAUUGCCCAAGCAUGCGGUAUCCACGAUACUGUCGGUAUCGACUUGGUCGCCAUGAACGUCAAUGACCUGAUCGUCCAGGGUGCCGAACCGCUGUUGUUUUUGGAUUACUUUGCAUGUGGCAAAUUAGAGGUCGAUGUUGCCAAGGACUUUGUUGCUGGUGUUGUUGAGGGCUGUCGCCAGUCCGGUGCUGCCUUGAUCGGUGGUGAAACGGCUGAAAUGCCUGGUUUGUAUGACUUGGGCGACUAUGACGGUGCCGGUUUCGCAGUGGGUGCAGUCGAACGUCCCAAGAUCUUGCCCCGUGCAGAUAACCCUAUCAAGGCCGGCGAUGUCUUGUUGGGUCUGGCUUCGUCGGGUGUUCACUCGAACGGUUUCUCGCUUGUCCGCAAGAUCAUCUCCACCCAGCCCGGUUUGUCGUACCAGGCACCUUGCCCAUGGAACAAGGACACCACCUUGGGCCGUGCCUUGUUGACUCCGACUCGUAUCUAUGUCAAGCAGUUGCUGCCUGCUAUUCGCAAGGACUUGGUCAAGGGCAUGGCCCACAUCACCGGUGGCGGUUUCAUUGACAACAUCCCUCGUGUCAUGCCCAAGGACCUUGGUGUCAAGUUGGAUGCCAAGUCGUGGCCAUUGCCCGCUAUCUUCCAAUGGCUCAAGCAAGCUGGUAACUUGUCCGCUUAUGAGAUGUCGCGCACGUUCAACUGUGGUAUUGGUAUGGUCGUUGUUGUUGAUGCUGGAUCUGUUGCUCAAGUCAAGAGCUUGUUGCAAGAGGCCAACGAAACCGUCUAUGAGAUCGGUCAGGUCGUUACCAAGGCCGACUUGAAUGGCGAAGAAGUUGUCGUUUCUAACGCUGAAUCCUGGUAAAAACAUUAAAAGCAAACUUCUUGUUGCUCUAUCUAUCAUCAUCAUCAUAUCUUUUUAUUUCUUUCACUAUUUCUUUACUGCAUCCUGAUGGAAAUGUUCUUAUAUAUUUGUACAUAACCAAUCCCAUAUUUCCAAAAAAAAGUUAUACUACUGCUACUCAAAUCUGUGUAUCUUUGAAUUAUGCCUUUGGGACUAUAAGUAUGUUUGCCACAUGAUAAGCGUAUCUUGAACCAGUUAUUCGGGUGUAUAAGGGCGAUUGGGCGUCGUGCUACUAAACAUCAUCAUCUUUUGUUUCCCCAACCUCACGAAUGUAAAUAUCAUCACCACAUGUUGAUGCUGCACUGAUUUAUCGUCACUUUAUGUAUAUUUAUGCACAAUGACGGGUAUUUCACCGCUCCAACUUCAUAUCGAUACCGCAAAUCCAUCUAUUUGAAC